GAAAUGAGUGGAGGUGUGUUGGGAAAAGUUCCGGUGACAUUACUGAUAGGCAGAAACCGGUGGGGCAAGGGGCGUGUCCUCGGUCAGGUGUGCAUGUGAUGGAGGAGGAGCAAAGAAGCCUAUUUAUGCAGAAGCACACCUGGUGAGGAGCACCUUUCAGUCAUGGCUCUCUAUAAAGUGAUCGCCGUGGCAACCCUGCUGACCGCGCUGACUCCAGAGUCCCUCUCACAGCUCGCUGUCUGCGGUCGGCCCCCACUCAACACUCGCAUUGUGGGGGGGCAGGUGGCCCCUGUGGGCAGCUGGCCCUGGCAGGCCAGUCUGACACAGUCUGGGAGGCACUUCUGUGGGGGGUCGCUGAUCAACAAUCAAUGGGUGCUGACUGCUGCUCACUGCUUCCAACCACCCAGCACCAACAACCUAGUGGUGUACCUGGGCCGCCAGAACCAGCAGACCUCCAACCCCAACGAGGUGUCGAGGGCAGUGUCGAGAAUCAUCAAUCACCCCGAUUACAACUCGGCAACCAACGACAACGACAUCACCCUCCUCCAGCUGACCUCGCCGGUGUCCUUCACCAACUUCAUCCAGCCCGUCUGCCUGGCGUCACCCGGCAGCAGUUUCUACAGCGGCAUCAACGCCUGGGUCACCGGCUGGGGCACCAUCCGCUCUGGAGUUCCCCUUCCGUUCCCACAAGCCCUGAUGGAGGUGGAGGUGCCCAUCGUGGGGAACAGACAGUGCAACUGUGACUACAGAGUGGGCCAAAUCACAGACAACAUGAUCUGUGCCGGGCUGCGUGCUGGAGGGAAGGACUCCUGUCAGGGGGACUCGGGCGGUCCGCUGGUGAGCCAGCAGGGCGGCGUCUGGGUCCAGGAGGGGAUCGUGAGUUUUGGAAGAGGUUGUGCUUUGCCCAAUUUCCCUGGAGUCUACACCAGGGUGUCCCAGUACCAGUCGUGGAUCAACAGCCAGAUCUCCAGCAACCAGCCGGGCUUCAUCGUCUUCACCUCCACCGGCACCGACAGCGACCUCAGCGUCACCUGCCCCGGCCUGCCUCCGCCCCCGACCACAGCGCCCCAACCGAUGGUCUGCGGCAGCGCCUCCCUGAACUCCCGUCUGUUGGGGGGGGGCUCUGUGACCUCGGCGGGGGUGUGGCCCUGGAUGGCGAGCCUGCAGAAGAACGGGAGCCACGUGUGCGGCGGGACCCUGGUGGCCGAGGACGCCGUGCUGAGCGACUCCGGCUGCUUCUCCAGCCCCCCCUCUCCGUCCGAGUGGACCGUGGUGCUGGGCCGGCUGAAGCAGAACGGGUCCAACCCCUUCGAGGUGACCCUCAACGUGACCAACAUCACCAUGAGCAACCUGAACGGGUCCAACGUGGCGGUGCUGAAGCUGGCCCGCCGGCCCGUCCUGUCCUCCUACAUCCAGCCCAUCUGCCUGGACAACGGACGCACCUUCGCCGUGGGCUCCAUGUGCUGGGCCGCCGGAUGGAACGCCGGGCGAGGAGGAGUGGAACAAGUUCUGCAGGAGUUCCAGACCUCAGUGGAGAACUGUGGGAACGCGUCGGCGUCCGGAGAGACCAUCUGUACCGGGACCUUCACCCUGGAGCAGGGGGACAUUGGGGGUCCACUGAUGUGUAAGCUGGAUGGCUCCUGGUUCCAGGCAGUGGUGUUAACCUCUGGAAACACCACCGGGCAGACGCGAGCACCCGUGAUGGUGUUCCCCAAGCUGAGCCGCUUCCAGAACCUUCUGCGUGAGACGGUGGGCUUCUUGUCACCCUCCGUCGCCUCCACUACCAACACCACGCCCUCCACCAACACCACGGCCUCCAGCAACACCACGGCCUCCACCAACACCACGGCCUCCAGCGGGGAUCACGUUGCUCACUCCCCCUCCUUCUUCUUCUUCCUCCACCUGCUUGUGUUCUCCGUUUGUCUUCCCCUCUUCCUGUAGGAGCCUCCACCCUCCUUAUGUUAGGCUAAUGUUGACUGCUGAGUCGAGCUGAGUCAUCUGGAAACCCCUCGUGACCUCACUCUAUCACCUUCACUUCCUGUCUGUUCUUAAAAUAAAACUACUACUUUUGAUGUCUGAAAUGAAGAAUUAAGCUGCACUGAAUAAAUGUCCCUGUUUUUAUUGUUAUUUUUUAUUUUUUAUUGUUAUUGGUGAAAUCUUUGUUAUAUGUGAUAUUUGUGCACUGGUAAUGAUUUGGAUUGAUUUUUCGAACAUAAUGAUGUAGCGUAACGCUCCGAAUUCUAAAGGGAGAUCAUACUCAUUGAUUACACUACUAUUGAUUACUACUUCUGAAGAACAGACGAUGAUCUACCUGUCAAUCAUCUUCCUUACAUUAUCUGAAAUGUCGUAUCUACCUGAGGCCGCAUUAACAGACACAAAUGUCCUUUAUGUUAUUCGGUCUGAAGAUUGAAUGUGAAAACACUUCUUCUGCUUUUAAUGAAGAGACGUAUGGAAGUAAAUCUGUGCCAUCGGGGGUUGAAAUAAAAAGUUGAUUGAAUUUCUAGCACUGAAUAUUUAUGCAUUGAAAUUAUGUACCUGAAUGUUUUUCAACAUUAAAAC
This is a messenger RNA of Pungitius pungitius (ninespine stickleback), 2559 nucleotides long. RefSeq lists its product as uncharacterized. The transcript is spliced from 10 exons. Gene Ontology annotation, molecular function: serine-type endopeptidase activity. Gene Ontology annotation, biological process: proteolysis. Lineage: Eukaryota; Metazoa; Chordata; Actinopteri; Perciformes; Gasterosteidae. Bases 163 to 1941 code for a protein of 592 amino acids. The record is from RefSeq and is a predicted model, not a curated record.